This is a messenger RNA of Homalodisca vitripennis (glassy-winged sharpshooter), 688 nucleotides long. RefSeq names its product charged multivesicular body protein 3-like. The record is from RefSeq and is a predicted model, not a curated record. The coding region runs from base 245 to 673 and encodes 142 amino acids. Gene Ontology annotation, biological process: endosome transport via multivesicular body sorting pathway; protein transport; late endosome to vacuole transport. Gene Ontology annotation, cellular component: ESCRT III complex; multivesicular body. The transcript has 4 exons. NCBI's taxonomy places the organism in Eukaryota, Metazoa, Arthropoda, Insecta, Hemiptera, Cicadellidae.
AGACAUACAUAGUCCUAUGCAAUCAGUGAUUUCAGGUGUUCACGGUUCCUGUUAAUGUUAAUGUCAUUUGUCAAAUGGAAGAGACAAGAAAUCCCAUUUGUAAUGGUUUUCGUUAACUUAGAAGUUGGUUUUUAUUUCGUAUUUCAGUAGUUCGUUUCCACAUAUUUUGAUUCAAGUUUAUUCCUAUCAUUGAAUUUAAUGUAUGAUUAUAAAUUAAUAAUAAUUUGAAUUCAUACUUACAAAUAUGGGAUUAUUUGGAAAAUCGUCUCCAGUAGACCCAAAAGAACAGGUUAAUGAAUGGUGUCAUAAAAUAAGAAAAGAGGGCUACCAACUUGAUCGUCAGAUCCGAUCAAUACAGAGAGAAGAAGAAAAAGUGAAGCGAUCAUUAAAAGAAGCGGCAAAGAAAGGUGAUAAAAGUGUCUGCAUCAUUUUAGCCAAGGAAGUGUUAAGAGCUCGUAAGGCAAUCACUAAAAUUCAUACUUCAAAAGCUCAUCUGAACUCUAUUCAGCUGCAGAUGAAGAACCAGCUUGCCACUUUAAGAGUUUCUGGCUCUCUACAAAAGUCAACCGAAGUGAUGCAGUCCAUCCAAAGGCUGAUUAAAGUGCCAGAGGUGGCUGCUACCAUGAGGGAACUCUCCAAGGAGAUGAUGAGAGUAAGCAUUACAAUGGUAUAAUUUUAUCAUAAGCAU